Messenger RNA from Stylophora pistillata, 2501 nucleotides. RefSeq names its product monocarboxylate transporter 10. NCBI's taxonomy places the organism in Eukaryota, Metazoa, Cnidaria, Anthozoa, Scleractinia, Pocilloporidae. Gene Ontology annotation, molecular function: transmembrane transporter activity. The record is from RefSeq and is a predicted model, not a curated record. Gene Ontology annotation, biological process: transmembrane transport.
UUAGUUUCCGAAUCCGUUAAUCAGCAGAAUACAAUUUCACAUUGGGUUGACGUUUCAGGCUGUUACAAAGGAUUGUCUCUGCCUUGCACUAUGAAUUCGAGCGGAAGUUGUUAUCAAGCAAGAUGUCGGAACAAGCAAGAUGUCGCUGGCUUCUAAGGGUAGAUUAUCAUUUUUACUUCAAACAUCAGCGAGAUUGAUUUUCCUUUCGAUAGAAAGUAGUUAUGGUUUAUUCUGAAGGAGGAAAGCGAUAGAAAGUACAUUGAAAAAACAAUCAUGGUGGCCUCACAUGCUCAAGAUUGCGACCAAGAAAGUCAAAAGGUUGUGGAAAAAGAACCUAAAUGCCGUCCCGACAGUUGUUGGUCAUGGUUAGUGUGUGUGGCCUCGACAGUCAUAGUUAUAAUUGUAUCGGGUAUCAUGUACAGCUUUGGCUUGCUCCUGCCUCCUCUGAUGGAGAACUUUGGAGCGUCCAGGCAAUCUAUAGCUUGGAUUGGAUCGUUAAACCUGGGCUUUGGCUAUUUCUUGAGUCCUCUGGGUUCUUUUAUCAGCCAUCGUUUUAGCCACAGGGUCACUGCCAUCGUGGGUGCCCUCACAGGGAUCAUUGGAUUUUCUCUUGCGUCUUUGUCUCCUAAACUGUGGAUGAUGUACCCUACGUAUGGACUCUUGUCAGGCUUUGGCUAUCGGAUAAUUUACAACGCCUCCAUGGUAGUCAUCGUGGACUACUUCGUCAAACGGCUUUCUUUAGCCGUUGGUAUAAUGACAUCAGCGUCAGCCAUAGGCAUGCUUGUUAUGACUCAAGUCACCCAAGGCUUGCUGGAUACAAUUGGAUGGCGGGGCACGCUAAGAGGAUUUGCAGGUUUCUAUCUGCUAUGCGGUUUGUGUUCGCUGGUGUUUGUACCUGUCGACCGCUCAAAUAAUAGCAAGGGUCGCAUGGCUGCAGAUAAGAAAGCAGAGGAAAAAGGAGAUUUAUCUCUUUUUAGAAAUCGUUCUUUUCUUGUCCUGUUAUCUUCGUUCAUGGUUGUUAAUUUGAGCUUCUUUGUUCCAACCGUACACAUUAUUAAGCACUGCGAACAGGAACUAAACAUUUCUGGAGACAAAGCGUCUAUGCUCUUCAUAUAUUUGGCGAUAGCAUCCUUCUUCAGUCGUCACUUCUUUUGUAAAAUUGGAGAGUUUCGUCGACACUUCAACAGAUUCCAUUUAUACCAGGGAGGUAUGACAAUCAGCGGAUUGUGUGUCAUAUGUCUUCCAUCAGCAGCGUCAUAUGGAUCAGUGAUAGCGAUUUUCAUAGUGAUCGGCUUCAUGGAAGGAUCCUCAAUGGGGCAGAUCUCUCUCCUACUUUUAAAAUGCGUCAAACAAAGCCAAUUCAAUCAAGCUUGGGGCUACCUGAAUUUCUUUAUAGGCGUUACGGUAUCCAUUGGACCUCCAUUAGCCGGUCUGAUGGCUGACGACCUUGGCUCAUACACAAUCCCAUUUUCCACUGCGGGUGCGGUGCUGAUAGCGGGUGCAUCGAUCGUAUCACUGAUUCCGUGCGUAAAACAACAGACUGACUCCGACGAAGAAGAAGAGGUGCAACCCUGCGGAGAAGAACUUUUAGUAACUGAAAGAGUAACUGCAUUUUAGGUUAUAUUGUGGAGAAAACGGACAAAAGAAAGAGUAAAGCUUAUUUUUUUAAUUGUUGACGAUGAUGAUGAGGGUGGUGAAACAAGCUUUUCUUGUGACAAAUGAUUACACUGCCUCCCUUUGUUGGGAGGAUAGGGAGAAUAUACAUGGAAUACUGAUUAAAGUAAUGUCAAAUUGCGGUGAUUUCGUAUCAUCUUAGGAAAAAUAAUAGAAACUUUUUGUCUAAGGGUUAACUGAUUAAACGACCGGUCAAAGUGUACAACUACGCAUGUUUCUUUUUUUUGUAAUUUCUUUAUAUUUUAGCAUUUUACAAAACAUUACUCUACUUACAUUACACUACAGGACUCAGUUACAGUACGUUACUUACAAUAGUUUACUGAGAACACACCACUAACAAAGUAUAGUUCACAAUAAACUUGAUUACAGCCGAUGACUUACUCUCGAUUACUUCCACCAAGACCACAACUUACGGCCUUAAAUCGACUUCUUACAUUGCUGCUAAUAAGGCUUGGAAUGCAUUACCUGAUAAGCUUAGAUUAAUGGCCGAAUUUGGCUCUUUCAGGAAUGAGAUAAGAAAACUAAGUAAUUUGUAAUUUUAUAUCAUCAUUUAUAUUUAGGCUUAUAUUAUUUCAAACUCUAUAAUUUAUAUUCAUAUAUUUUUCCGCGGUAUAUGAGCAUCUCUAUUACUAGAGGCCUAACAAGCCACAUUUUCAUCCGAGUUUAAAUAAAGUCAUCAUCAUCACCUACACGAUACUCUAUAUUUACAUUACUUUACGACAUAUUACACUCCUUUCAAUAUGUUCCGUAAAUUACUUAUAGUACCUUAAUAUAUGUAUAUGUGCACGAUCCUUCGCAGUAAAGCACUAUUUAAGCAAUAGUGAAAA